AUCGCCGUCAACCAGGCAACGUAGACAACGCAGAGCCUGAAUCAGCUGUCAGACGGUGUCGGCGUACGGGCGCUGCACCAACUCUUGCCCGCACCCAGGGACUCGCCGAUACGGGGAUACAAGGGCACGAAAUCAGACGUUUCAUCUUGAAACUUGGAAAUACUAUGAAUUAGCACAAAUCUAUAGCUACACAAUCGGUUACCGCUUCAAAUCAGCUACCUCUCGGAGUUAGUGGACAAAUCAACACCUCUCAGCUAACGUUGGACCGUGUAGCUCUCUCCGUCAGAUGUUAUUGUUCUUGUUUAUAAACUCUUCGACGCAGACGGACUACCAAGGUUGUGUCCUGAUAAAGCACAAAUGACUGCAUGUGACUGAGAUAAACAAAGCUAUUGUUUUUUUGGCUAGCUAGGCUGAUGUCAAGCGACGCUACCUGUAUCUUAAGGUAUUUUACAUGUGUAUCAAUUCUGCCGGAGGACGCUUUUGGUGUUUUUUGCUUAUAUUCAUUUAGAAAUACAGGAGUAGUAACAUUUUUGUCGUCCUGAGGUGGUCCGACUUGUACCUCUAACCUGGCCUGAGUUAGAGACCCCGGGCUCGAUUUGCCAUACUGACUUGUGGGAACAAGCUUUGCUGUCGUCUCUGCUUGGUUUUUCUAGUCAUUGACAGCCUGCAUUGCUGAAGCGGUGUUGUCGCAGAACCAGAGCCCUCCUCUGUCUUCUCAUUUUAUGUCGGAGAAAAGGGGUUUCUCAGGAAACCCGUUGAUUGAUUUUAAGUUAGUUUUAUGCCGAUUAUCCCUUCGUGAAUUAACCACAGAGGAGUGUAAAACUUGGGAACUAAACCUGAAUUGCAAAGUUUGUGGAGUUAGUUUAAACUUACUAGCUACCUAGCUUGCAAGCCAUGACUUUUUCCACUGACGGUUGAAAACUUUAGCCAGACUGCUAGCAACAGCUAGCAAAGAAAAAGCGACACGUAACCUGGGAACUCCAAUGAGCCAUUCAACAUUUUAACUUCUGGAAGAAAACCUGUUUCGCUUAAACGAACCGGACAGUAAUGAUCGAUGUGUAUUAAAAUUUGACCGGAUUUCUGAGACCAGUCCCCUCUUGAGAAACUUUGAAAAUGUCAACGCGGACGCCAUUGUUACCAGUCAAUGACUACUCGGCCAGUCAGCAGUCCCAUGGGGUCUCUAAGAGCAGCUCCAACUCGUCGCGGAACAGGAAGUCCAUGUCGAGCGCGGUGGACGACGACCUGCCCCAGGUGGGGAACUACCGGCUCAUCAAGACCAUCGGCAAGGGCAACUUUGCCAAGGUCAAACUGGCCCGACACACACUCACAGGGAAGGAGGUGGCUGUGAAGAUCAUAGAUAAGACCCAGCUAAACUCUUCUAGCCUACAAAAGCUAUUCCGAGAAGUGCGGAUCAUGAAGCAGCUGAAUCAUCCCAACAUCGGUGAGGUGACGGUGAUUGAGACGGAGAAGACGCUGUACCUGAUCAUGGAGUACGCCAGUGGAGGUGAAGUGUUUGAUUACCUUGUUGCCCACGGAAGAAUGAAAGAAAAAGAAGCUCGUGCCAAGUUCCGACAGAUAGUGUCUGCUGUGCAGUACUGCCACCAGAAGUGCAUCGUACACAGAGACCUGAAGGCAGAGAACCUGCUCCUGGACGCAGACAUGAACAUCAAGAUCGCUGACUUCGGCUUCAGCAACAAGUUCACGAUGGGCAGCAAGCUGGACACGUUCUGCGGCUCCCCGCCCUACGCCGCGCCCGAGCUCUUCCAGGGCAAAAGAUGCGGCGGGCCAGUCGGCGAUCUGGAGCCUGGGGUCAUCCCUCUACACACACUCGUCAGUGGGUCACUGCCCUUCGACGGACAGAACCUAAAGGAGUUGCGUGAGAGGGUUCUACGGGGAAAGUACCGGAUCCCGUUCUACAUGUCCACGGACUGCGAGAACCUACUGAAGAAGUUCCUCAUUCUCAACCCGACCAAAAGAGGCAGCUUGGAGCAGGCGAUGAAGGACCGCUGGAUAAACGUGGGGCACGAGGACGACGAGCUCAAGCCCUUCCUGGAGCCGCAGCCCGACUACAAGGACCCCCGGAGGACAGAGUUGAUGAUAAAGAUGGGUUUCACUCAUGAGGUCAUACAGGACUCCCUCGUCAACCAAAAAUACAAUGAUGUUAUGGCCACAUAUCUCUUACUGGAGUACAAGAACUCAGAGGAUGAGACCAUCAAUCUGAAGUCCCACACAGGAAAUGACCUCACCAACAGUAACACCCAGUCCCCCUCUCACAAGAUGCAGCGCAGUACCUCAUCCAAGCCCAACAGCCGCCGCUCUGACCAUGUGCCGGCCAGCCCCCUGGCCACCAGUGAGCGCCGGAAAACCCCUACGCCCUCCUCCGCAAGUCUCCGCACGCCGCGCCCAGCCAGGCAAGUCUCACACACACACACACACACACGCACGCACGCACACCGCGGCCCAGGCAAGUCUCACACACGCACGCACGCACCGCGGCCCAGCAGCACGACCCCCCAGAGAUUGUCCGUGGCGUCUCCCUCCGCCCACAACAUCCACAGCAGCUCCUCGGCCAUGGACAAUACCAACUUCCCCAGGGGGGUGACAAGCCGCAGCACUUUCCAUGCUGGCCAGAAGAGGGCGACGCGGGACCAGCACCCCGGGGCCUACGACGCGCAGGGGGCCCUGGCAACCAACCAGCCAGUGGCGCCCGCUGCCUCCGGACUCUUCAGCAAGUUCACCAACAAGUUUGUGCGCAGAAAUCUCUCCUUCAGGUUCUCCAGAAGGAACCCCUAUGAGGGCGAGGGGCGUGAUGAGGCCUGCAGACCCAUGCUGAGCACAGCGGAUAAGAUUGAGAAGGGCGGCACGCUGGGCUCGGGCGGCGACGAGAACAGAGACACGCUGUCGCGCUCGCCGGGCACCGGGCUGGCCAGCCCCGCAGGCCUGUACGCGGCCAAGGACAAGCCCCGCUCGCUCCGCUUCACCUGGAACAUGAAGACCACGUCGUCCAUGGAGCCAGCGGACAUGAUGAAGGAGAUCCGCAAGGUGCUGGACGCCAACAGCUGUGAGUACGAGUCGCGCGAGCGAUUCCUGCUGCAGUGCAUCAGCGGCAGCCCGCUGCGCGAGGACUUCGUCCAGUGGGAGAUGGAGGUGUGCAAGCUGCCCCGCCUCUCCCUCAACGGCGUCCGCUUCAAGCGCAUCGCCGGAACCUCCAUCGCCUUCAAGAACAUCGCCUCCAAGAUCGCCAACGAGCUCAAGCUGUGAAGAGGGCCGGUAGAGGAUGCAGGGGCAGCAGGGGACACGAUGACCCCCCCCAUGAAGGCCCUGGAGGGAUGGGCAGAAGAGAGUGGGGUACACCUGUGGAGGAUGGUCAGUACACCUGUGGAGGAUGACACCUGUGGAGGAUGGUCAGUGCACCUGUGGAGGAUGGUCAGUGAGACAGAUGGACCUUUAUAUCAUCAUAUCAUCAUCAUAUCAUCAUCAUCAGUUGGAGGUAUUUGAGAGGAGUAGACUGCAGGAAGAUGGACUGGAACUUUGACAGACGAUGCUGGCCGAGGUUGUGUGUCUGUGUGUGUGUGUGUGUGUGUGUCUGUGUGUGUAUGUGUAUAGAUAAUUGAAAAUGAUCUUUCUUUCUGGGGGAGGUUGUCUCUUUCUCUCUGGUUUGGGUUGUCUGGCUCCACGCGGCUGUUUUCUUUGUGUUUCUUCACUCUUUUGUUUAGUUUGGUUCUCUCACUUUUCUGUUGUUGUUGGACUUGAUGAUAAUUCUCUAUUUUGGAGAAAGUACAGUGCUGAUUGUUCUAUGCGCAUUAUGUUCUAUGCGCAUUAUGUUCUUCAAGACACACAUAAAAAAAAACAGGAACUUUUGUGAAACAAUGUUGUCUGGUUUUUCUUUUAUCAAAAAAGAAGACACAUCUUCCCAGUUCAUCAGCAUAUGAGCUGGCCCUUACCCUCACCCUGAACAUCUCCCCACCUUUCCCCACCAGGGGGCGUAGUCGUGGAGAAACACUGUCUUACUUGAGCAACUUCACUCCGAACCCCCCGCGACUGUGAGUGUUCUGACACGUUCCAUUUGUAGUCUGAUACCCUGAAUGUAGAUGCCUCCGUCACCCGUCAUGGCUGGACAAUUUCUCACAGAGCUGUUUUUUUUCAAAAAAGCUUAUCACGCUCCCAUUGGUUCUUUAUCCAGCCAAUGGCAGCACAGAGUAGCUGAACCUGUUACUGUUUGCUGAUUGGUGGAGCUGUCUCCGUGGCUUCCUCUCUGGGCCCGUCUCACCUGAGGGACGUGAAACGACACGAUCCCGGCUCCGCCACGCCCACACCAGGACUCCUACUCUCUGCGCCCCAAACCAGUUUGUUUAGUUUAAUUUUGUCGUCCUUCUCUUUGUUGAUUUUUUCUCUCUGUUUUUCCUACAGCAGGGCUCAUUUAUCUGAGAUACUAAUUAAGGGCCAAUUGAUGAAUUAUUGGUGAAUUGUAAUGUAAUUACGAGUUGCUGGGUGGAGUUACUGUGCUGCACUGGAGUGAGUUUCGUUGCCUUUCUCUGGAGAAAAUAAUGAUUAUUAUCAUUACUAUUAAUAUUAUUAUAUGAAUAAAUAUGUUUGAACGAG
Molecule: messenger RNA, 4602 nt
Organism: Alosa alosa (allis shad)
Lineage: Eukaryota; Metazoa; Chordata; Actinopteri; Clupeiformes; Clupeidae
Gene: mark2a
Product: MAP/microtubule affinity-regulating kinase 2a
Biological process (GO): intracellular signal transduction; microtubule cytoskeleton organization; protein phosphorylation
Cellular component (GO): cytoplasm
Molecular function (GO): ATP binding; tau-protein kinase activity; protein serine/threonine kinase activity
Source: RefSeq, a predicted model, not a curated record